AUGGGAGCUCAGGGCUGCAUAGCUGAGGAUUGGGCGUUCGAUGAUCCCGGCCCCGAACGUAAAGGGGGCGCCCAGGCGCUCUACGUCGCCAGGGGCGCCAGCGUGGGGCGGCAGGGGGGCGCCCAGGCGCUCUACGUCGCCAGGGGCGCCGGCAACGCGGGCUCCGUGGCGCACGAGCUGCUCCAUGCGCUCGGUUUCGGACACGAGCACAACCGACCAGACCGCGACGUGUACGUGACGGUUCACUUUUCCAACAUCCGCCCUCAAUACUGGCCCUAUCCGGACGACGGGUUCGAGAACGACACGUUGCCGUACGAUUACACGAGCAUCCUGCACGCGACGUCGCAAGUGCGACCCGACGUCGUUAUCGACGUAACCAAGCCAGCCAUCACCAGGAACGACGGCUUGACUGGUAGUUAA
Molecule: messenger RNA, 420 nt
Organism: Hyalella azteca
Lineage: Eukaryota; Metazoa; Arthropoda; Malacostraca; Amphipoda; Hyalellidae
Product: astacin-like metalloprotease toxin 4
Exons: 4
Coding region: 1-420 (139 amino acids)
Biological process (GO): proteolysis
Molecular function (GO): metalloendopeptidase activity; zinc ion binding
Source: RefSeq, a predicted model, not a curated record